GGUGCAGGGGCAUCCCCCCUAAGCAGGAGGAGUAUGGGGGGGGGGGGAGUGGAGCAGCUCCCUCCACCUAUCCAGGAUCAUGUGGCUCUAGAAAAGGGAACAAUCAAAUAGCACUGAGUGCCAAAUACACAAUGGACUCGCUAGAUGGGGAUGAAAAAUCACUGCAGUAUGCUGAGGAUAGAUUGCAGUCAGCCUCUGGCUCUGCUCUGGUCUCCCUGUAGUUCUGCAUUCUCCAGCCUCAUCUGGUGGGGAUGUGACCUGUAGUUGUGGUCUCUGCAAGAUUGCAAUUUGCAAGAGAGUUUGUAAGAAGAAGAAUGGAAGAUGCUACCUUGUUGGGAGGGUUGCCACACUGCUCUUUCUCUGGGAGUCCCUGCUUGUGAGUCCACUGCACUUUUGCCAUCUCAUUGAACAUCUCAGGACUCCAGCUUCAGCACCCCAUCUGGUUCCAGCCAGGCACAAAGUAGGGAAGAAGGUGGAGGUGGGCACCUACACUGUCCAGGAACUACAAGAAGAUGAAGUCAAGCUGGGGUGAGGCUGAGACAUGGGACAUAUAACCACUACCAGGGGAGGACCUGCUUCCCCACAAGCAGCUAACUUUCCCCUUAAGGGAAAGGAGACAUCUGGAGAACCCAAAACCCCAACAACCCAAAAGUUUUGCAGGUUGUGACCAGUUCUCCAGGAGUUAUGCAGAACAUCAGGAGCUUCUGCCUCCUUCCUCCCACCCUCCUCAUUCACUGUCUCAUGCUCCCCCUUGCUGGACUCUUACAGGUUGCUCACGCUGAACUCCAGAAGACAUGUUCAAGGUCCACGAUGGAAAAUCCUCCCAGUGGUUGUCAGCAAGCGUGCCAGUGCAGACCCCCUCCGUUACUGCCUCCGCCUCCCCCCCCACCGCCACCGCCAAGACUCCCGGCCCCCAGUGAGUACCCCAUGACCACCAUUAAGAUCCCACAGUGCUGCGUGGAGGAGACCUGGUGGCAUUUCCUGCUCAUCAUCCUGGCAGCCGUCAUCCUCUUCCUAGUGGUUAUUAUGUGCUACAAAGCAAUAAAAAGGAAACCACUCCAUAAAGAUGAAAAUGGUACAACCCGGGCUUCUGAAUAUGCAAUGACCCUCGAAACAGCCUAGACACAAAGUACCAAGUAUCGUGGCCACACAGCCCCCCUCCUCCUGUGCACCCUUAAUUAGGUGUUGAACUUUUGCUUUGGAGGGGGAGAAGAAAACAAAAGUUUAGUCCGGAGGGAAUCUGGCUUAGAAAUGAUCAGCUCUGGCUUGUGUGGAGCGAGGACGUGGAGCCUACAAACUGUCAACCUGUGUUUUGGAAAGAGUACCUCAAUGGCACCCUGACUGCAUGAGUCCGCUCCCUAUACUGACUGCCCAGACAUGGCUCUGGAACCGGCAGAGAGGUCCAGCACGAGGUGGAGAGCAGCAUCUGCAUGCACAGGAUUUUCAAUACCCUGGAAAUACAAACCUUAUUUUAUUUUAUUAUAGGACGGGCCCUAAAUGUAAAAAAUAAAUAAAAAAUCCACAGAAUUGCAUGCACUUAAUAUUAAGGGAACACAGCAGCAGUGUCACUACUAUGCAAUAACCCAAGGCUGGCGUCUUGAAGGCGAGAACCUAAGAAAGGGACAACACAUUAUCUCAUAAUGGGGAAAGAUAUAAGUUAAUGCUGUUAAUGCUGUGCAGGAAGGAAGUGCCAGACAAGCGCUUUCCCAGAAGAAAUUGCCUUCCACUGACCCAGUCGCAUAACCAGUUUGGGUUACAUGUAACAGAAUUGGCGGUUCUUACGCAUGGUGCAUGCACAGUGGGUACAAAGUCACGAUUAGUAACAUUCUAAGGUUCUUGUCUGGCACUACCCGCCUUAUUCCUAUAAAGAAAUGCACAAAAAUUUCCAAAGGGAGCCUGACCUGAUGAUGAGGAGGAAAUGAUACAUAUUCACAGAUGGACUGACUUGCCGCAGGAUGGGUUCAUGAAUUGGCACUCAAUCGGUUAAGGUUCCCCACUGAAGUUUCUUGGUGCUUUGAAAAACGCAGUUUACGUCAAACGUCAUUUCGCUUAUUUGAUUCCACGACCAGAGAGGAGAAAGCAUAGCUACUGCCCCGAUAUGUAAGGGUUAAUAUAAGGGCUAGCGCCCAAUCAGAUGUUGACUUUAAAUUUGGCGAAAAUUACUCCCAAAUACUAAUAAUCCUCAUUGGGUUCUAUGCGCCAGAUUUAAAAAUAAAAAUGGUUCCCCCCUGUAAAUCCACAGCGUUGAUGACCUGGGCCCACGUUCACCUCUGUAAGGGUGGAAUUGGGGGGGAAUCCCAAAUUUCCCAUCAGAUUCGUUCUUCGUGGGACGUCCAAUUGUGUCCAUGAUCAUGUUACAGGUUUAUGGGAUGAGUCAAAAGUCAGGAAUCGCCCACAUAGCUAUGGGCCUUUAGUGGUCUCCAUGUUGGUCCCAUGGGUCAUAGAAAGGGGGCCCUUCUGCUUUGAGUGGCAAAACCGAACACCAUAAUAGGGCCCCAUCUCCAUCAGUUCCAAAUUUACAUAAUUGUUCAGAAUUUUCAGAGACUAUCCCAGUAAAUUCGGCUCGUCCCAGCACCAAAAUGGAUGAGGUUUAUGUAAACCCCACCCAGAAGUGGGUCUUCCCAGGUAGGUUUGGGUGGGCUUAAAGGCACCAAUUUUACCAACAAAAACCUUGACAAGUUUAGUUAUCAUUAGUCAGAUCAUCACUAUGAUAAAACAUUUCCAGAUCCGCUAACCCUCCGCGGGCUCGCCACCUUGAAUACGGGUGCGCAGGCUGCCAUUUUGCUUAGUUUUGGCUCGUCCCAUAGAACAGCUGUCUACCCCUAUUGUGAGCUUUGGCCCUUAGGUACUAAGGCUUGUAGAUCUUCCAUCUUGCUGUAAUAUCAGCACAUGACCAACCGUAUAUCAACUCCAAAAAAUAAUUAAAAAUAAACAUAAAUUUCAAUAAAACAUUAUCGAAACCUGUCACUUUUAGCCACAAAGAACAUAGACUGUGACUGUUACUCUGUGUGGAAUUAGGUUGAAUACCAUCGAAAAACCCCUUCGAUAUGGAUAUCAUAUAUACCGCUCAAGCCUUCAUAGUCCUUCCCGUUCAGCCUCGCUAACGCCGCCCCCCUCCCCCGCAGCCUGAAGUGAUACCCCCCCCCCCCCCGAUCAAUGUGACUUAUCCUUCUGUGUCAUGGACCAAGACUCAUUUUCAUGUAUUCCGCAAUCUUCACAGCUUUAGCGCAGCGAUGAAAAGAUUGUCUUAAUAUGCGUGGAUCCUGGUAGGGUAACUCACUAUACUCAGUCAUAAUAAAUAAAAUAUA
Messenger RNA from Bufo gargarizans (Asiatic toad), 3308 nucleotides. RefSeq names its product proline rich membrane anchor 1 (gene PRIMA1). The record is from RefSeq and is a predicted model, not a curated record. The coding region runs from base 685 to 1122 and encodes 145 amino acids. The transcript is spliced from 5 exons. NCBI's taxonomy places the organism in Eukaryota, Metazoa, Chordata, Amphibia, Anura, Bufonidae.